Molecule: messenger RNA, 2301 nt
Organism: Guillardia theta CCMP2712
Lineage: Eukaryota; Cryptophyceae; Pyrenomonadales; Geminigeraceae
Exons: 5
Coding region: 1-2301 (766 amino acids)
Source: RefSeq, a predicted model, not a curated record
AUGUGGAUAUCCCCCCUUCUUUUUGCGGCCAUGAGGAUGGGAGGGUUUGCUAGGCUUCGUUCAGCAUCGACCGAAUCGUACGAGUCUGGAGAUGAUGCGCAGCAACGGAGGGAUCAGGUCGAGCUCGCGCUGACAUCCAUAGUGUCGGCGGCUGCCCUUUCUCCGUCCGCGGCCGCCCGCUUUGUGGCGGCAGCGGACCGGCUGCUUGUACGGUCUGGUGCGAGGCGCAUGACGCCCUUGCGCGCGCAAGCACUUCUCGAGCCAGAGGACAGCUCCUCCUCGGACUUUGUCGAGUCGCCCGAGGAGGAGUCUUUGCCGGAGGUCUCCGACUCCGAUGGGGGAAACACGUCGAGUGGCGCCGACGAUCGGCGCGGAGCUGGCGAGGCGUCUCCGUCCCUCACUGUGACGUCGGUGGGGAUCAAGCUGAACCUCCAGGCACACAGCGCACAGCGAGAAGCUGCACAAUCACACACAAAACACAAGCCCGAAAAGAACCAGCACUGCUGGCACCCAGACGCGGCAGCGCCAGCCCAAGCGCGAAGCCGCGCAGACAAGCAGCCUAAGGGUCAAGCAAUCAAGCAACACGGACAAUGGAUUUACUGGCAGAAGGUUGUGCAGCUUCUCGCUGUGCGCUGUGGAUCACACACAAAACACAAGCCCGAAAAGAACCAGCACUGCUGGCACCCAGACGCGGCACCGCCAGCCCAAGCGCGAAGCCGCGCAGACAAGCAGCCUAAGGCGGUAGCCGAGUCAGUGGUAGCCGCCCGUGACGGCGGCGACGCCGCGGCAAUGCCCAAGGACCGGCGUGACCCGACCGAUGCCGGGGAGGAAGCAGGCGAGCUCGGACCAGCAGCAAGCACCCCAGUGGUGUCGAGCUCUCCGGAUGCCGGAUCUUCUUAUUCCUGCCCUGUCAGCCAUUCGUCGAGGAGGCAGAUUUAUUCAGGGCCCCUCUCCAAGGGAGCUGAUAAACACCGUCGACUCGCGACGAAGCUUGCUUUGGCAGCGAUUCGCUCAUUUCUUGACCAGCACUUCCUCUCGUCUCACCCUCGAGCGAUUCAGUUCGGACUCGAUCGAGACGGCUGUCUGAAGUUCUCGCAAACAGCGUCAGCGCUCCUGCCCCUUCACGCUCGCGGUGAUGAUGAGGAUGUUGCCAACCCCACAGUGCUGGUGAGCUUGGAUGCAAAGAACGCCUUCAACUCCCUCGACCGCCAGGCUCUCUUCGAUGCAAUCGAGGGACGUGCGAGUCGCGACUACUUUGAUGGGAGCAUCACUGAAGGCGCAAGCUUGCCCUCUUGCGAGCAUCUCCGUUUGUUCGCCUCCUACCUCUCCAGCUACUAUGGAGACUCUGCUGACCUUCGACUCUUUCACAAAAGUCAGUCAGCCUCCGUUCAGUGUACCUCGGGCGUCUGUCAGGGCGAUGUCCCCUCCAGCGUAUUUUUCUGCCACAGUAUCCACCCCCUGCUCCUCCAUAUCGCAGAGCUUUUUCCCUCUGUUCGAGUCUUGGCCUAUGCUGACAACGUCGUGCUUGUCGGUCCACUCGAGGAUGCCGUUGCAGCUACGUCCGCUAUGAAGAAGUACAUGUUGGCUGAUCUGAAGCUAGAGAUUCAACCUCGCGAGUCGAAAGUUUACAUCCCCUCCUGGCAUCAACACCCUGAUCUCUCGCAGCUGAAGAAGAGCCUUAAGCGCCGUCUCAAGACUCAACUUCUUCACUUCGAGGUCGUCACUGGCGGGAUUACACUUGGCGGCCUGCCUAUCGGCACGGAUGGAUUUCAUGCUAGUCAGCUCCGGGCGAAGGUUUCUACCCUCAACGAAGAGCUCUCGAAGCUCGGGCUCGUCCAGCAUGGCUUCAUGUUCAAGACGCUGGUGAGGGCGAGCCAUCUCCAGAAGCUGCGCUUCUUCCUCCAGGGGUCUUCUCCGUUUCUCCCGCGGGUCCAAUCACAGAUUCGUCGCUUUGACCUCUCUGUCCACCUGGGGCUUGAGAAAUACCACCGCUGGCCUUCCUCGCAGUACCUCGCCGCGCAUCCCGACCUGCUAGAGUUUGCGAGGUUCAAGCGGGAGCUUCCGCAUAGUCGGGGAGGGGACGAGUUCACGCCCUCUGAGGGUCUACACCCCGCUGUUUACUAUACGGCUAUCGCUCGCUUCCUCGCUUGGUACUCUGACCAGCCGAUGUCCCGGACCUUGCCCUCUCCUCAUAGCCUGGACGUUCACUACUCCGUGCCCAGAAGCAUCCUCUGGCGACCUUCUUCGUUGAGGCGCACGACUUCGUUCAUAAUGCUGGAGCGAUCCUCUACCGUCGUGUGA